This is a messenger RNA of Phytophthora nicotianae INRA-310, 528 nucleotides long. RefSeq lists its product as hypothetical. The record is from RefSeq and is a predicted model, not a curated record. Bases 1 to 528 code for a protein of 175 amino acids. The transcript has 4 exons. Lineage: Eukaryota; Oomycota; Peronosporomycetes; Peronosporales; Peronosporaceae.
AUGGUUCAAGCAAAGACGAAAGAGCUCAAGAUUACAAAAGUGUUUAACGCGGACCAAACGGGCAAAACAAAGGAGAGAGUGGCGGUCAUGCUUCUGGGUGAUAGCGAUGGAAACAAAUUUGACCCCUUUCUCGUCAACAAGACCAAGCUAUCCAAGAUCGCCGAGACGGCGAGGGAGAACACAGCAACGCACCAUGGGUUCGAGCGUCUUCUAUGGUCGGAACUGGAUCCACUUCAGCGUGGUGUACAUAUCUAUGGAAACGCUACAGCUUGGCCAGACAGGCAUGAGGGCGAGCUGCUGCUGUGGGAUGAAUUUUCAGGAUACUGGCGCCAGGACGUACAGACCUUUGCUAGGCUGUUGAACGUCGAGCUGUUGAAGCCGUUUAACGCGCGACUUCGCCACAAGUGCGUUGAGUUCUUGCUGGAACAAGUUCGGGCUGCCGGUGCUGCGGUGGCGUUCAAGAUGACGCGGCUAUUACAGACCAACCUACUCCGUUGGAUCAAGGACGCAUGGACAUCUCUUUCGUAG